Messenger RNA from Trachemys scripta elegans, 5695 nucleotides. It is a transcript of the gene CUX2, whose product is annotated as cut like homeobox 2. The transcript is spliced from 24 exons. Gene Ontology annotation, molecular function: DNA-binding transcription factor activity, RNA polymerase II-specific; DNA binding. Gene Ontology annotation, biological process: regulation of DNA-templated transcription. Lineage: Eukaryota; Metazoa; Chordata; Testudines; Emydidae. The record is from RefSeq and is a predicted model, not a curated record. Bases 135 to 4805 code for a protein of 1556 amino acids.
GCCCGGGCGGCUGGGGGAGCGGGGGGGUCUCGGCCGGGGCGGGGGGAGAGUCCAGCCCGGAUAUUGAGUCCAGCCACGGCGGGAGCAACAACAACAAAAAAAACUCUCCCUGCCGCUCUCCGAUCUCCCCCAAGAUGGCCGCCGAUGUGGGAUCGAUGGUUCAAUAUUGGAAGCAAUUGGAUCUGCGCCGGCUGCAGAAGGAGCUUAAUUCUGUUGCUUCAGAACUGGCUGCUCGGCAGGAAGAGAGUGAACAUUCUCAUAAACAUUUAAUUGAACUCAGCCGGGAAUUUAAGAAAAAUGUACCUGAGGAAAUCAGAGAGAUGGUGGCUCCUGUCUUAAAGAGCUUCCAAGCAGAGGUGAUUGCACUUAGUAAAAGAAGCAAGGAGGCUGAGACGGCUUUCCUCAGUGUUUACAAGCAAUUAAUUGGAGCACCAGACACCCCCAGGCUUUCAGUUCAGAGCCACUCAGCUGGACGGACACCAUCCCUCGUCGGCACUCCGCUUCCCCAGACACGCUCACGUCCCCAGUGGGAGACCCGGUCUCUCUGCAGCAGAGUGUGGAAAGGACUGGUCCUGCAAACACGGAUGCAUUUGACUCAUUCCACCAGUGUGGGUCGUCUCCCUUACCCCGUUCCUGUCCUGGAGGUGGCGCAGAGCUCAGAAGAGAGGCUGCAGCAGGUCCAGUGCCUCGACCCUGAGAACCCACCCCUGAAGGAGCUCAACAGGCAGCGGAAGAAGCAUCCAGAGCUCCUUGGCACCAAAGAGCAAAGAGGGGGAACGUCUCCAGCUGGGCUCACGGUGUCGGAGGGAGCCAGGCUCACCAGCGUCAACAGCAAAGCACUUUUCACAGACACCUUGCUGCAGAGAAAUGAAGCCGAAAAACAGAAGGGACUACAGGAAGCACAGAUCACUUUGGCGGCUAGGCUGGGGGAAGCAGAAGAAAAGAUCAAAGUGCUACAUGCAGCGCUAAAGGCGACCCAGACGGAGCUGCUCGACCUGCGGUGUAAAUAUGAUGAAGAGGCGGCUUCAAAGGCAGAUGAAGUAGCAAUGAUCAUGACAAACCUUGAAAAAGCCAAUCAGCGGGCGGAGGCAGCCCAGAGGGAGGUGGAGAGUCUGCGGGAGCAGCUCGCAUCUGUAAAUAGUUCCAUUCGCCUGGCCUGUUGCUCUCCACAAGGACCCAGCGGGGAUAAAGUGAACUAUUCGCUGUGCUCCGGGCCCAGGCUCGAGGCUGCGCUGGCGGCAAAGGACCGGGAGAUUCUCCGACUCCUCAAGGACAUUCAGCACCUCCAGAACUCUCUGCAAGAGCUGGAAGAGUCCUCCGCCAACCAGAUCGCGGACCUGGAGCGGCAGCUCACGGCCAAGAACGAAGCGAUCGAGAAGCUGGAAGAAAAAUUGCAGGCCCAGUCUGACUAUGAGGAGAUUAAAACGGAGCUGAGCAUCCUGAAGGCCAUGAAGCUGGCGUCUGCUAACUGCAGCCUUCCCCAGAGCAUAUCGAAAUCGGACGAGGCGCUGCUUCUAGACAAAGACUCUUUCUAUCCAUCCCAGAAAUACCUUUUGGAAAAGCCAAAUCUCUUAGCCAACGCUGAGGAGGGUCAUUCUGAGGACGAGUUGGUGAAGGAUUCCAUGGGCACGGACCAGUCCUACCCCUCUCCCCAGCAGCUCUCUCAGCCCCCCGGGGAAGACCCUGCCUCCCCUAGCCCCCUCCAGCCUCUGCUGGCCUCCACCAUGGCCCAGGAAGCCCAGAGGACUUUCUCGUUGUCCCCUUUCCCCAGCAUGGCUGCGGGCGAGCGGCUGCCGACGGACGCCUUGCUCCCCAAGCAAAUGGUGCCGCCAGCGUACAAGAGCGAGAACGGCAGUGUGCUGGCCUUCCCCUCCCCCUUCUACACGGCCAAAGGCCCCCCGCUGCCCACCAAUCCCAGCCACACUGCCCCCGCCAGCGACUCGAGCCCACCCAGCGACCAGUCGGAAGGCAACAGCGCCAGUUCGGCCGACGAGGAGCAGCUGGACACGGCCGAGAUCGCCUUCCAAGUCAAGGAGCAGCUGCUGAAACACAACAUCGGGCAGCGCGUCUUUGGCCAUUACGUCCUGGGGCUCUCGCAGGGCUCCGUCAGCGAGAUCCUGGCCAGGCCCAAGCCCUGGCGCAAACUGACGGUGAAGGGGAAGGAGCCGUUCAUCAAGAUGAAGCAGUUCCUGUCCGAUGAGCAGAACGUGCUGGCGCUGAGGACCAUUCAGGUGCGCCAGCGAGGUAGCAUUACGCCGAGGAUUAGAACUCCAGAAACCGGCUCUGACGAUGCCAUCAAAAGUAUCCUGGAACAAGCGAAGAAGGAGAUUGAGUCUCAGAAGGGAGGUGAAACCAAGAGCUCGGCUGCUCCCCAGGUGGUCACCAACGGCAACAGCAACUCGGAAGAGGCCAUUAAAAGCAUCCUGGAGCAGGCCCGGCGGGAGAUGCAGGCCCAGCAGCAGGCCCUGCUGGAGAUCGAGUCCGGCAGCAGGCCCGUGGCCACGCCACCCACGGAGCGCUCCACCUUGGCCGCCGUUAGCCAGAACAUUGUCCAGGCCUACAUCAAGCAGGAGGAGGGGACGCUGGGCACCAGCUCCAGCUCCACACAGACCCCCUUGACGGUGCUCUCCCCCGCCGCCUUCGUGCAGAGCAUCAUCCGCAAGGUCAAGUCGGAGAUAGGCGACGCCGGCUCCUACUUCGACCAGCACUGGGCGUCGGAGAGGAGCCUGCUCAGCCGGCCCUACACCUCGGUGUCGCCCUCCCUCUCCUCCUCCUCCAGCUACUCCAGCCUGGCCAACGGGCGGGCCUGGCCGCGGGGGGAGCCCAGCGAGGAGGAGCUGGCUGCGGGCGAGGACGAGCCCCACAAGGCUGUGGAGAUGAAGUCCGAAGGGGCCAGCGCGGAGCCGCAGAGCGCCGGCCGCCUCUCCUAUUACCCGGCAUACGUCCCACGCACCCUCAAGCCGACCGUCCCGCCGCUGACUCCGGAGCAGUAUGAGAUGUAUAUGUACAGGGAGGUGGACACCCUGGAGCUGACCAGGCAGGUGAAGGAGAAACUGGCCAAGAAUGGAAUCUGCCAGAGGAUCUUCGGGGAAAAGGUGCUGGGCUUGUCUCAAGGAAGCGUGAGUGACAUGCUGUCCAGGCCCAAACCAUGGAGCAAGCUGACCCAGAAAGGCCGGGAACCAUUUAUCAGGAUGCAGUUGUGGCUCACGGAUCAGCUUGGCCAAGGGAUCAGCCAGCAACCAAACCCGCCACAGGCCAGCCCUGGGGAGACCCAGUCUUCCCCCUCCCCACCGCCCAGCCCUUUGGAGCAAGACAAAAGCCCCCCAGAGCCACUCACUCUAACUCUGGAGAGCAGCAAAGAAAAUCAGCAACCGGAGAGCAGGUCGGCCUCGUCACUGAGUGGGAAGAUGUGUUCCAAUAGCCAAGCACCGGUGGGCAUCCAGGAAAUCGUCGCCAUGUCACCCGAACUAGACACGUACUCCAUCACCAAGAAGGUCAAAGAGGUGUUAACGGACAACAAUCUAGGCCAGCGGCUGUUCGGGGAGAGCAUCCUGGGCCUGACGCAGGGCUCCGUUUCCGACCUCCUCUCCAGGCCCAAGCCGUGGCACAAGCUGAGCCUGAAGGGCCGGGAGCCCUUCGUCCGCAUGCAGCUCUGGCUCAACGACCCUCACAACGUCGACAAGCUGCGCGACAUGAAGAAACUGGAGAAGAAAGCUUAUCUGAAGCGUCGCUAUGGGCUGAUCAGUGCCAGCUCCGACAGCGAGUCUCCCAACACCCACUCUGAGUGCACCAGCCCCAGCCUCCAGCCCCAGGACCUCAGCCUUCUCCAGGUCAAAAAGCCCCGGGUGGUCCUUGCUCCAGAAGAGAAGGAGGCCCUGAAGAAGGCCUACCAGCUGGAGCCAUACCCGUCCCAACAGACUAUCGAGCUGCUCUCCUUCCAGCUGAACCUCAAGACCAACACGGUCAUCAACUGGUUCCAUAACUACAGAUCCCGGAUGCGCCGGGAAAUGCUGGUGGAAGGGGCCCAAGACAACGACACAGACCUGGAGCCGAGCAGCUGUGGGAGCAGCAAUUCGCACAGAGUCCCCAACCCGCUGAGCCCGGAUUCAGAGGGGGAGGACAGGAAGCCCGACUUCAGAGACACGAAGCACAGAGGGCCGAGCGAGACCCUGAUCAGGGUCAAGCAGGAGCAGAUGGAGGCGGGGGAGAAGGGCGACUGUUACAAUCACCGGGACUCUUGCAGCCUGGAGGGGGAGACGGAGCACAUGGUGGCCUCCAUCCAGCAUCCCCGACUUCUCAAAGAAGAGCAGGUAGAUGCCGCCUGUGCGGAGGCCGCUCAGGACGCUCCCCAAAGCACUGCCAGUCUCACCAGGAGCAGUGCUUUGUACACCAUUGCGCACGCCGCUGGCACUCCCGACUGCUCUGCCCUUCAUCCACCCCAGGAAUUGGAAGGUGGAGAGCGGCUGCACCCUGACCCCAUUAGCUUUAAAUCCACCUCGGAGUCCUCCCGCUGCAGCCUAGAGGUCUCUCUGAACUCGCCCUCAGCUGCCUCCUCUCCGGGCCUCAUGAUGUCCGUCUCGCCAGUCCCAUCCUCCUCUGCUCCCAUCUCUCCGUCCCUGCCAAACACCACCUCCGCCAAGGUGCAGAGUUCAAGUCCUGCUGCCGAUACGGGCUCUUUACAACAGAGCGUCAAGCUGAACACGAACAUCCAGCGGAGACACGAGAAAAUGGCCAACCUCAACAACAUCAUCCACAGGCUAGAAAAGGCAGCUAAUCGGGAGGAAUCCCUGGAGUGGGAAUUCUGAACGGCUGGGCAGCGGCUGAAGAACAAGGAUCUGAUUGGUUGCUUUCGUUGGUGACAAUUAUAAACUUUCUGGAGCACGCUGAUGGAACAGGGAGCCCUACUGGCGUAUAUAUAUAAAUAUAUAUAUAUUUUGUUAAUUUCAUCACAUGCUGAGGACAAAAGAAAAACCCAUUUGGUUAAUAAGAAAGGGAAGGAAAAACAGCACGUAGCUUCUGAAUCUUCACGCCUGAUGAAAGGGAACAACAAAUAAAUAAAACCUGAGCUUUGUUUUAAAUGUGAAAAAAAAAACUGGGAACACUUUUAGAAAAAAAAAAUAUUUAUAGACCUCUUUUAGAUAUUUUAAUAAAAGGAUCCUUUGGAAUUUAUUAACAGCUUAAGCUGUUUUGAUAUUAAAGAUAGCUAUAAAAUCAAGAUGAUGUAGCAGUUGUGUCAUUAAAUGUACACUGAAGUCUUGUAGUUUGCCACUGGAAGAGAUUAAAAAAAAAAGACUUAUUGAUCAAAGCCAUCGAGAAGCACUAUAAGACUGACCAAAUUUAAUAAACUUUUGACUAGCGGUUUUUCCACAUUUGUCUGUAAGACACUGCAUUGCUACUCUCCUUUCCAGAGACUGUGGUAUAGUCCAUGAAGACUCUAAAUUGAAACCCUUGAUGCCAUCGAGUAUGUAUUUAGUUCUGGUGGUAUGUUUUGAACCCUUUGUAACACAGAAUGUCACGUGCAGUUGUAUAUGUUGUAGAAAAUGUCUGCAAUAGCCUUCCUGAACAAGGUGUAGCAUGGUCCAUAACCAAUUCCUUCCACUUCCUCUAGUGAGUAACCCGUGACAAACCGAAAUGAACGAAACAGUUUCAGCGGUUGGCGGCAAAGCUUUCUGUCCGUUUGAAAAACAAAAAAAAA